Molecule: messenger RNA, 824 nt
Organism: Delphinapterus leucas (beluga whale)
Lineage: Eukaryota; Metazoa; Chordata; Mammalia; Artiodactyla; Monodontidae
Source: RefSeq, a predicted model, not a curated record
CAACCUCCUGGUAGAGCUCUGAGCAGCUCCGGAGGGGCCACCUGCCAGCGCCGCAGGCAUGGCCAACCGGACCAAUGCCUCUACUGCAUACGACAGCUACGAAUACUACCUGGACUACUUGGACCUCAUUCCCGUGGAUGAGAAGAAGCUGAAGGCCAGCAAACAUUCGAUCGUCAUCGCCUUCUGGGUGAGCCUGGCAGCUUUCGUGGUCUUCCUGUUCCUGCUGCUGCUGUCCAUGUCCUGGCCAGCCUCCCCGCAGACGAGGAAAGUAAGGACAGGCGGAGGUAUGUGGAACAAUGCCCAGCACCACCCAACGUGCCCCUGGAGUCUCGGCCUCAACCUCCCCUUCUGUGUCUGGAAGCAACCCCAGCACCACGGGGCCCCCCAGGGGACCCGCUGCCUCUACCGAGCUCGGUCGAGGAACCAGGUGGCAGAGCGUCGGGCCCCGUCCAGCAGCUGCAGCAGGAGAGUCCCUCCACCUCGGCCCCCUCCACCCCCCAGAGCCAUCCUGCUCUCUGGGAACUGGCCCUCGAUGGGGACCCGCACGGUACCAGCCGACGUCAGGAACUUCAAGCCCAGUGAGCCUCCCCUGCAGACAGAACCUCUCGACAGUAGAACCAACAACCCAAACCAGGGCCAUUGCUGAGUGAGCCGGGGAACUCAAACCAACCUGGACACACACGUGCCCUCUGAAAGCCUGGUUACAGGUAGCACGAUGUGCAACUAGGUCAGGAAUGACUGUACAAGGGGGCGCAUGUGUGCAUUUACCCAAGGCUGGCAACAGCCCAUCUGGCUGAGGGAGGAGGCCCCAAAUAGUGCUCAUU